Molecule: messenger RNA, 5921 nt
Organism: Pogoniulus pusillus (Red-fronted tinkerbird)
Lineage: Eukaryota; Metazoa; Chordata; Aves; Piciformes; Lybiidae
Gene: SMYD2
Product: SET and MYND domain containing 2
Exons: 12
Coding region: 676-1986 (436 amino acids)
Cellular component (GO): nucleus
Molecular function (GO): histone methyltransferase activity; protein-lysine N-methyltransferase activity; protein binding
Source: RefSeq, a predicted model, not a curated record
AUUUUCUCACACCACUGGAGGAGUGGGAGGUGACACAGUCCUGCAGCAGAUGCUGGAAACCAGGAUGGGUGGGGGGCAACCCUGAAUGGCACUCAGCUUGCACGUAUUGAAUCCUGCCUCGCUUACCAACCAGGCUGCUGUGAUCCAAACAGCAAAACUGCUCUUGAUUGAAGCACUUUGUCUUGCUGAUACUCUAAAUAGGGUGAGGUGGUGGGGCAAACUCCCUUCCCUAAGAGCUGCGUCUCGGGUUGGCUUCCACCAGGUCUGUAAAUGGAAUUACGAGUGGGCUGCCCUCCCCAACGGCGAGGAGGGCCGUGGGCUGGGCAGCUCUCCCGGCACGCCUGCUAGGCAAGAUUUCAUGGCCUUGCUAGCCGAAGCUACCACAGCCUCUUGGAGCACAGGCCCUGCUGUCGCAGCUCGAAAACAGCUUCCCAGGUGCGCAGCCUGUGGCUGGCCUCCCCGGUCACGGCUGGCUAGUCCCCCGCCGCCCGGAGGAGGCGCUCCCCGCGCCGCACGGCAGGCAGGGGCAAGCAGCCGGGGCAGGCGGCAGCGGCUCUCCGGCGCCCCACAACGCGGCAGGACUCGGCCGGCCGCGGCCUCCCCGGGCAUAGGUCUGCCGGGAGAGGAGCGUGGCGAAAGCUUGCCACGUCGCCUGUUUCCUUUCAUCGCGGCAGGAUGCGCUCUGAGGCAGCGCCGCAUCCGGGCGACCUGGAGAGAUUCGACAGUGCCGGCAAGGGUCGGGGUCUGAGGGCGCGCCGGCGCUACGCCGUGGGGGAGCUGCUCUUUAGCUGCCCGGCCUACGCCUCCGUGCUGACCGUCAGCGAACGCGGCAGCCACUGCGACGGCUGCUUCGCCAGGAAAGAAGACUUGUCCAAGUGUGGAAGAUGUAAGCAGGCCUUUUACUGCAAUGUGGAAUGUCAGAGGGAAGACUGGCCAAUGCACAAGCUGGAGUGCUCUGCCAUGUGCACUUUUGGGCAGAGCUGGAACCCCUCGGAGACUGUGAGGCUAACAGCAAGGAUCCUUGCCAAACAGAAAACUAACCCUGAAAGAACACAAUCAGAGAAGCUGCUUGCUGUAAAAGAGUUUGAAUCACACCUUGACAAACUAGACAAUGAAAAGAGAGAGCUGAUUCAGAACGACAUUGCUGCCCUUCAUCAUUUUUACUCAAAGCACUUGGAGUGCCCUGACAAUGAUGCCCUUGUAGUUCUCUUUGCACAAGUUAACUGUAAUGGCUUCACAAUUGAAGAUGAAGAGCUCUCUCAUUUGGGAUCAGCCAUAUUUCCUGAUGUUGCAUUGAUGAACCAUAGCUGUUGUCCAAAUGUGAUUGUAACUUACAAGGGGACGUUGGCUGAGGUCAGAGCUGUUAAAGAGAUUGAGCCUGGAGAAGAGGUUUUUACCAGCUACAUUGACCUGUUGUAUCCCACUGAAGACAGAAAUGACCGGUUAAGAGACUCCUAUUUUUUCAACUGUGACUGCAGAGAGUGCAUUGCAAAAGAUAAGGAUAAAGAGAAACUGGAAAUCCGCAAGCUGACUGUUCCCCCAUCAGCACAGACAGUAUGGGACAUGAUCAAAUAUGCCAGAAACGUGAUUGAGGAGUUCAGGCGAGCCAAGCAGUACAAAUCUCCUAGUGAAUUACUGGAGAUCUGUGAACUCAGCCUGGACAAGAUGGGUGCGUUGUUUGAAGACAGCAAUGUUUAUAUGUUACAUAUGAUGUACCAGGCCAUGGGUGUGUGUCUCUAUGUGCAGGACUGGGAAGGUGCACUACGUUAUGGGCAAAAAAUUAUCAGACCAUACAGUAAACAUUAUCCCUCCUACUCACUGAACGUUGCCUCCAUGUGGCUGAAGUUAGGGAGACUGUAUAUGACGCUGGAGAACAGACCGGCUGGAGUUAAAGCCCUGAAGAGGGCAAUUGCUAUCAUGGAAGUAGCACACGGGAAAGAUCAUCCAUACAUUUCAGAGAUCAAACAGGAAUUAGAGGACCACUGAGCCUUUGAAUCUAUGCAAUCCUUCAAACCUUUAUUUAAAAAGCCUUCUUACGGAAACCUUCGGGAGCGCUUUGAAAAGCGGUAGAGUAUGAACACAGUUCUCUCCUAUAAUUGGAAUGACAAACACACUUAGGCCUUGCAAAAUGUCCCUAGCUUCUACACAGCUACAAUUGCCAUUUUUCUUUCUUCUUCUUUUUAAGGAAGCAUCCAUGGUCUCUUAAAGAUUAUGCCUUUUGACAGCUCACCUGCAAAAAUGGCCAUUUUUUCUUUAUGGAUUUGAACGUGUAUUUGGGUAAAGUAAAAUAAACACUUAGCUGGGUAGAGCAGUUCUGUGAUGUCCACCCUCACUUAGAUCACUUCAUUUGAUUUGACAAAUGAGCAAAAGCUGUACUUCUUGUGUUGUAGGAUGCAGUUCCUCUUUUCACAAGUCCUUUUUUGUUUGCAGUCAUUUAAGAGAGAGGGGAAAUGAAGGUGAUGGAUUCUGCACAUUGUGCACUACCACCACCACUGUUCCCCCAGCCAGGUCAUCUGCAGGUCCAUCACUGCUACUGGCAGGUGGGAAUUCAUCACUGCAAGGACCUGGAGCUCAGCAUGUCUUGUUCAGAGAAUGCUGGCACCUAGCUCAGGCUCAAAGGCUUGCAUAAGGUGUGAAUUGUGCAGCUUCUGGCUCUUUAACCCCCUUCACUAGUUAGAAUGGAUUUGUUGCAGAGGAGAGCUACCUUUGCUUCCAGUGGAUUAAAACUGUUCUGUUAAUACAUUAGCAAUUAAUUUUAGUAGAGAAAUAAGAACCUUUUUUUGAGGAGAGAAUCCAGGACUUGGCUUUCUCUGCCCAUAUGCAAGACUGAAGAAUUGUUUUUUCUCUCCAUUUAGAUCAAUUGCAGGAGACUGCUUGUUAGGAUAGAGGAGGAAGAGGAGGGUGAGAGUGGCUGUACAGUUCCAGCACUGAAGCUGAAAUAGGUUGCACAGUAAAACUACGUGGCCACUCCUUACAGCCAGCACAGCUUACAAGGUACAGUGGGACAGAGAACACAUCACCAUUAAAAAGGUCACAUUUUCUUCCUGCUAUGCACUGCUCUGAAAACAAAACUGCUGGAGAACAAGGGUUUUGUCAGCUCAUUCCGAUGAAAGCUUUUAUAGCUCUCUAGGCAGCUGGAGUACAUAAAACUGCACCAGAUCCUGUGCUGCCAGAAACCCAAGACCACUUAACUAUAGCCAAGCCUAGGAAGAGGGCACCAAAUGUUUGUCCUACCUUUAUCUCAUCCAAUGGAACACUUGCCCAAAGAAAUGGCACCUUAGCUUCAGAAUAUAGCUAGAGCCCAGGCAAUACUUCACAACACUAUAAAGAAUCAGGUUAGCUUACCAGAGCACCAGUGGGAGUCUUGCCCCUGUGAAACUUGGAUUUAUUUACAAGAGGUUCUUUAAAGCUGACUGUGGCACUGGCUGCGCCUAUCAGGUUAACAUGGGAAAGUAAAGCAGGGGAGCUGCAAGUACAAAACCUCAAGCUGGUACAGGAAAUAAAACACAAGUAUAGUUUUCCUUGGGGGGGGAGGAAAACAGGUUUAUUGUAUACUGUGAAUUUGAAGGACAGCUUUACCAAAAAACCUUAGUGACUAUAGCAUAUAAGAAACUAUUUACACAAAGGCAGUGAAAUGGGUAAAAAAUUAUUUCGGUCAGUUAAUGCUGAAUAGAACUUUAUAAAAAAGAGAAAGAAAAGAAACAGUGCAAAAAUACUGUCAAAAGUAAUCAGUUCUAUACACAAGAUAAAACUGACAAGCAUAAGCUUAUGUACUGAUAUGAAUAAUACAUUAGAAUAUAAAAUAGCAUGCAUAGAUUUCAUUUUUUAAAGGCUUUCAAUAGCAUAAGGUAGUUCUGCCAUUCAGCCCUAACAGGAAGGAGUGAGAGGCAGGAACUGAUGUCUUGUUUCCCCAAAAAUGUGUACGUACACUGAGGUGGUGAGAUUCAGAUCACUGUUUUGUGCUAAACUGGCAUGUACAGAAUUACAGAACAAAUACAACAGGAAGCAUCAAAAUACUGAAUUAAAACAGGACAGUAAAAUCCAGUGACGUAAAACUUACUUAAACAUCUUAUUUCAUUUAACACAUCCCACACAGUUAUAUAUGGGAAUAUUACAGUCAUCUGCAUAUGUAAACUUUUUCCUUUGUAAAAUAGCCAAAAAGAGGUACUUUGCUCCAUAUGGAGGACAUGUUUUCCUCUUCAGUAAUCUCAACAGGAUAAACAGCUGAUUAACAAUGUUUCUGGCACUAAAGAUUUAUAUUCUUUUCAAGACUGAGUAGCAGCAAGAAAAUACUUUAACAUACACAGGAAAGGAAGUUCUUACAAACCUAAUGUAUAAUGAACUCGUGGAACUUAACCAACGUAGGAUGUUGUGAAGGCCAGAGGAAUAAAUGGUUUCUGAAGAAAAGGUGAUGUGACUCAGGGAAGAUGGAUCCAUCAGCAGUUACUGAACGCAGCAAGUGGGAUCUAACGUUUGCCUCAAGAAGCCCCAAAAGGGCUGGUUGCCAGAUGUGCUAGAGGCUGAGCACCCUCUUCUAGAUGCUUUCAUGUUUCUUCUUUGUCAACUACCAGCCACUGCCCAAGACAGGCUCUGACCUCCAAUCUGCCAUGGAACUAGUCUGAGAGAAGCCUUCCUUUUUUAUGCCUGCUUGCCUGCUUGCCUGCCUGCCCCUGAGAUGUCAGAAGCUGCGUGUCCAAAACACUUGAGUCUGUACCAAAGCGAUUUGCAAGAAUAAAACUAUUAAGCACUACGUUCAUUUUAGGGAUCAGCUGAAGUAUUAAUCUUUCCUGCACUGGGAUUCCUCAGUGAAAGCUGCUAGUUAAGAUCUGACUCCCAGAUCACCCUCCAAAAGCAAAGUACCUGCUGCUGUUGCAUGUGGGAAGCUCUCAGUGAGGGUGCAGAUAAAGGACAAGAAACAAAACUUCAAAGAAACGCCAGCCAAACAAUGGCAGAGAGGAACCAACACAACUGUAAUCUAAGAUACUCUACAAACACAACAUUGAUUUACUUUAAAUGGAUAAACACUGGUGGUUUUGACCUGUGUGCAAUGUUUUGUUUCACACUCUAACAAUAGUUUUAUCUAUGGUUAAGGAUUAAUCUUCUGUUCUUUGUCCAACAGCCCCAGCAGCUGGCUGAUCCCUUCCUCAGAUCACAGUCCCUGCAAGCUAAGGCUGCAUGUAUAAUGUCUGCUUCUUUAAAGACUGGGAUGGCAUCUGUAGCUCCUAGAAGCAGCAAACAACUCUCUAGGAGGCUAAGAACAAAUGGGGGACAACUGCCUUUGGCGUUUUGAAUUUGCAGCCUUUCUUAUGUUGGCAUCAAACCUCAUCCCCAAACUCUGCAUUAGCAGAUUUACAUGCAUUUUUGUAGCAGGGAGGCCAAAUCAUAUUGUCAUGCAGUGCUUCCCUUUCAAGGCCAAUUCUGGUAUUUGCUCUUUGGAUACGAUGCAUCCAAUACGCUGGUGCAUCCUAUAUCCCGUGCAGCAGGUACCUCUGCAACUCUAUGGCUGUACAGCAUUCUUUUCCACAAAGAACAGCAGCAAAAUUGACCUCUCAGUGAUGCAUGAGCUGCUACAGCAAAUACCAGCUGUAGAGAUGCUUCCACUUUCUGAAUAUACAGUUCACAAAUCAUUUGCAAGCCUGACAACAGCUAAUAUAGUCAUCAUCUCCUCCCAGGAGACUGGUGGGAAGCCAGCUGUUGAGAAUGCAGCCUGGUCAGUAGCUGCUGAGUUUUCCCCAUAGGCUUCUGUGUUACAUGGGAGUACGAGAUUGCCCAUCAGCAUUUAGAGUUGCUUGUGGAUUACACAGACAGAGCAGCUGUUGGAUCAAAGAAUAAACUGUUCGUUUAAAAUGACCAUCUCUCUUGAAGCGUAAGACUUUUCCAGCCUAUGUUUUGCCAUUUGCAGUCUUGUCUGUUUACAAAAA